GAUUUACACGUCGUGCUCCUGAAACACUGCAUAUCAGAACAGAUAAUUCUAAACAUGUCAAAGACGGUGAAGGAGGAGGAUUCUAACGUGUCUCCAGUCUUAUUCCUGGACACAAGCGGACAACAGAUGCGGUUCUUUUUAAGACCUGGCCCCACCAAAGAAGAAAUUGCCCCGCUCGUAACCAAAGGAGGCGGUAAAAUGUGUCGCGUUCAAGAGCAUAGUGCCGUUUUACUAGCCGACCCCAAGGAUGCAAGUAGUGCCAUGACAAGUACUGGACAAACCUAUAUCUCCAUUCAAUACAUUAGAGAUUGUGUAGAGCAGAACCAGCUGCUAGAUAUCGAUGGAUACGUCAUUAAUGAUGGGCCUUCGAAAAAGACAAGGAGUUCUACCCAAAACCAGGGAAACGGACGGUUGAGUUACUCAGCAGAAGAUGACGCUGCUAUAUUGAAGUUUAUUGAAAAUCGGCAAAGUGAAGCGAAAGGCAUCCUGGUUUGGAAAGAAAUGCAGAACAUAAAGCUCACCAAACACACCUGGCAGUCCAUGAAAGACCGCUUUAAAAGACACAUUCAGUUUAAGCUUAUAGACAAAAGCUCGGAGAAAUGUCCUAGUGUGGCAUCUAAAAGAAAAGCCCUUGCUUUCAUAGACAGUUCCAUGAAUACGGAGAAUGUCUCUCAAACCUCCUCAAAAGAUGAAUCUUCUCAAAAGUCACCUCAGAAGUCCGUUGUUGUCUCGGACUCCACACAAGUGGUUGGGGAGAACAGUUUGUGUCCCGCUGAUGUGUCCAAUCCUCAGCCUUCUCCUGAUAGAGCUAGUUCAACUCCAGAUGUUCCUGAAGCAGCUGAAGAACCUCAACAGGGUUCGAGUGAUGCUGGUCAGCAGGAGUCUUGCCGCCAGGUCCAAGAACAGGAAACAACAAAUGAAGAACAACAAAGUCAAACUCAGCCAAGUCCUGAAACGUCCAAAAGACCAAGACUAGAUGGUGAUUGUGAUGAACAAGGUCCAGAAGAAUCAAACGGACAUUCCUCAUCUCUCACAGAAACCAGAAAAACACCCUGCAUAACCUCCUCACCAGCCGCCAAGACAUUUGGCAUUCUUGCAAGAGCAGCUAGAGAGUUUGAAGAUUCUGACGGGAUAGAUGAUGAAAGCGAAGAAGAAGAGGGUCCGAGUGAAUCAUCUUCAAAAAAGCCUUCUGACACGCAUGAAAGUUCAACAGCACCUGCACGAGAACCAGAAAGUCAAGCUGAGAAUGACAGGGAUGCCCGACAGGGUCCAUCAGAAGCCAUUUGCAAUGGGGCACCACAGAUACCUGAUGAUGAACGUCCAGGACCCAGUGGCACAGCUGUGACCUCCAAAAUCCAAGAAUUAAUCUUGUACUCCGAAUUACAGGAAAGAUACCACAGCCAGCCGAAUCCAGCGGAAAUGCUGCCGAGUAGCUUGACAGACAUCAAGCAGCACGUCAUGAACUUGAUGAGAGAAACCAAGAAAGACCUGGUUGAGGUGACCAAAGCGCUGUUGAAGGCCAACGGUGACCUGGCCAAAGCUCAGGUUUAUCUGCUUGAGGGAUAUGAUUGUGAGACACAUGGACCCCUCUGGACCCCUCUGGAUGAUGAGAUACUCCUGCUAGCUGAUCCGUAUGAACUUGUGCAUCUUCAGUCAAAAUAUGGAGAGGAAGACGUGACCAGGAGGAGAGCAUUUCUCAAGGCUGAUGUGCACUGAGGGGCUUUGUGAGCGUACAAAACAAUUGACAUUCCUAAUUGUAGAAUAUGUGUAAUUCAUAGUUUUGCUGAAAUGUUCAUAGCUUUAAAUUACUUUUGUAUAAAACAAUUAAAGUAUUUUUUAU
Molecule: messenger RNA, 1840 nt
Organism: Triplophysa rosa
Lineage: Eukaryota; Metazoa; Chordata; Actinopteri; Cypriniformes; Nemacheilidae
Gene: terf2ip
Product: telomeric repeat binding factor 2, interacting protein
Exons: 4
Coding region: 55-1716 (553 amino acids)
Biological process (GO): regulation of DNA-templated transcription; telomere maintenance via telomere lengthening
Cellular component (GO): shelterin complex
Molecular function (GO): telomeric repeat DNA binding
Source: RefSeq, a predicted model, not a curated record